Messenger RNA from Oryzias melastigma (Indian medaka), 7068 nucleotides. RefSeq names its product phosphodiesterase 4C, cAMP-specific b (gene pde4cb). Gene Ontology annotation, biological process: signal transduction. The transcript is spliced from 16 exons. Gene Ontology annotation, molecular function: 3',5'-cyclic-AMP phosphodiesterase activity. The record is from RefSeq and is a predicted model, not a curated record. Gene Ontology annotation, cellular component: nucleus; cytosol; perinuclear region of cytoplasm. Bases 1139 to 3379 code for a protein of 746 amino acids. Lineage: Eukaryota; Metazoa; Chordata; Actinopteri; Beloniformes; Adrianichthyidae.
CCCACACGUAGCUUUUAUUUUUCCGAAUGACAAAUAUAGAGUUUAAUUAGUUGCCAGACUGUAUGUGCUACUCUUCCCCUUCCCCUUGUCCCCCUGACUACCAGCAGCUCUAACACUAUCCUGUAGCUGCGAGCAGGCAGAAGGAGGGUAUCAGGUGAGGCGCCUCAUUGAUCUCACAUGUCCAUGAUGACUGACUCAAGCAAGCUCUGCCAGGCUCAAAAACACCCUCAAGCCAAACAGUGGAGCCAUAUAUCUUUUUGAGGAGUUGGGGAAGAGGUUUCCAUGUAGCUGUCUACACUUUAUUUUAUUUUUUGUACUAUUUCAAGGUUUAUAAGGUGUCAGCCCUCCAAUGAUCUGUAGUUUUCUUAGGUUAGCUAAAGGUCAGACUUGAAAAAACUGGACAGCUUUGACGGCGAGUGCAUUUGUUUUGCAAUCGGAUAUUCUCGACAAGUCAGACUCCCUGACAGCUUCCAAGCGCAUGGUCUGCUGUCCUCUGCUCUCACGUCGACCUCCGGGGACUCUGCAGGCAUGCAUGCUGCCAGAGGAAGAGGUCAGUCUUCACUGACGCCGCUCCGCCGUGCCACUGCUUUCAGCAGCGGCUCAACUCUUCCCCUUUCCUGCUAACUAGCGUGAGUGAGAGACUGACAGUGAGGCGCACCAACUAAUCGGUCUAGAAAACAGUUUGUCUUCUCAAGUUUGGAAUCCUUUUACUGAAGAUCCUCAGCGGACGGCAGUCGUUUUGUUUUUUGGAAUAUUUUUUUUAAAUAAUUUUUAACCAUUGCUUAGUCUUCGGUUGUAGUAGAUCCCUUUUUUUCUGGAGACCAUAGUCUCCUCUCUUACAAACCUUGUUGGGGCUUGCAUGAAGAAUCCUUCUGACAAAGUGGUUUUCCUUCAUAUGCAGGCACUAAAGAUUGAUCAGAUCUACUUUUCUUUUUGAUUCUAUCUGUUUGGUUUUUGCCUUUGGCCUGGAUUUUUCAUUUUGUUUUAAGUUAUCUGAGACGCGGCUUCCCAUUCGAGCCAUGAGAUGGUUCAUGCCUUAAAAAUAACAUUGCCAUAAAGUUCAUGGAAUUUCGUAAGAUGCUCAAUCAGAUGGGGAGCUGGUUUUCUUCUCAACUGUGAGUCAAAAACUGUGAAGAAAAUGAACAAGGAGGUCCGACUGAUGAGGAAAGGGGCAGCGACUGGUUUUGGACAUGGCCGGAGGCAUUCCUGUUUGGGCUUUGACGUGGAGAAUGGCCUGCCGGUGGGUCGCAGUCCACUGGACUCUCAGACUAGCCCCGGCUCGGGUCUGGUUCUUCAGGGAAACUUCCCCCACAGUCAGCGCCGCGAGUCUUUCCUUUACCGCUCUGACUCAGACUUCGACCUGUCACCCAAAGCCAUGUCCCGCAACUCUUCCACAGCCAGCGACCUGGAGGAGGGAUUGAAGAAUUGGGAAGUCAGUUGGCUACCUCGGCAUGGAGAAGACAUGAUAGUAACUCCAUUUGCACAGGUUCUUGCUAGCUUACGAACAGUGAGAAGUAACUUUGCUGCUCUGACACAUCUCCAAGAUCGCUUGGGAAACAAACGGCCACCGAGCAGCACCCAGCCACCCAUAUGUAAGCCAUGUCUCACAGAGGAGCCCUAUCAGAAGCUGGCGAUGGAGACGCUGGAAGAGCUGGACUGGUGUCUGGACCAGCUGGAGACGCUGCAGACGAGACACUCAGUGAGCGAGAUGGCGUCCAAUAAGUUUAAGAGGAUGCUGAACCGCGAGCUGACGCAACUGUCAGAGACGAGCCGCUCAGGGAAUCAGGUGUCAGAGUUCAUCGCCAACACCUUCCUCGAGAAGCAACAUGACGUGGAGAUCCUGUCUCCACCUCUUAAAGAGAAGGAGAAGAAGAAGAGGCCGAUGUCACAGAUCAGCGGCGUGAAAAAGGCAACGCAAAGCCCCAGUUUAGCGCCUGCAUGCGUCUCUCGCUUCGGAGUCACCACGCCACACGAGAGCCUGCUGGCCAAAGAAAUUGAGGUUACUGAUCGGUGGGGGAUGGACAUUUUUAAGAUUGCAGAAUAUUCAGGAAACCGUCCUUUGACAGUAAUCAUGUACUCCAUCUUCCAGGAGCGAGAUCUUCUGAAAACCUUUAAGAUUCAAGCUGACACCUUCAUCACCUUCAUGAUGACGUUAGAGGACCAUUACCAUGCAGACGUAGCCUAUCACAACAACAUCCAUGCAGCUGACGUGGUGCAGUCCACCAACGUCCUCUUGUCCACUCCUGCACUAGCGGCUGUAUUCACAGACCUGGAGAUCAUGGCCGCUCUGUUCGCCAGCGCCAUCCAUGACGUCGACCAUCCAGGAGUCUCAAACCAGUUCCUCAUCAACACCAGUUCUGAGUUGGCGCUGAUGUACAACGACGCGUCGGUGCUGGAGAACCAUCACCUUGCUGUGGGCUUCAAACUUCUGCAGGAAGAAAACUGUGACAUUUUUGAGAACCUCAGCAAGAAGCAGAGAGACUCCCUCCGCAAGAUGGUCAUAGACAUGGUGCUGGCCACAGAUAUGUCAAAACACAUAAACUUCCUGGCAGACAUGAAAACUAUGGUGGAGACUAAGAAGGUGACAAGUUCGGGAGUGCUGCUGCUUGACAACUACUCUGACCGCAUCCAGGUUCUACAGAACAUGGUCCACUGUGCUGACUUGAGCAACCCAACCAAGCCUCUGGAGCUUUACCGCAAGUGGACGGACCGCAUCAUGAUGGAGCUGUUCACACAGGGAGACAGAGAACGGGAGAAAGGCAUGGAGAUCAGCCCCAUGUGUGACAAACACAACGCCUCCAUAGAGAAGACUCAGGUGGGGUUCAUUGACUAUGUCGUUCACCCGCUGUGGGAAACGUGGGCAGACCUGGUUCAUCCUGACGCCCAGGAUAUCCUGGAAACUCUUGAGGACAAUCGGGAGUGGUACCAGAGCAUGAUCCCCCGCAGCCCUUCACCCACCAGCCCAGAGGAGCACCACAACGAGGGGAGGCCCUCUGACGGAGCUGUCGGGACGGGAGGCCCUGCUCAUUUAGGAGGUGGAGGAGACAAGUUCCAGUUUGAACUCACCCUGGAGGAGGAGGAGGAGGAGGAGGAGGAGGAAGAAGUGGACUCUGACCUGGAAAGCCCCCUAGAGGAGGAGUCGCAGACAUCCAGGGACAGACACCUGGACUCUUCCUCCCCCUCGCUUUCUCCGGACCCCCGGAACAGCAGGUACCGCCCCCCGUCGCCUCACCCCUCCCGGACUCUGAAUCAGACUUCGAUGUCGGUGCGGAGCCUCAACUCCCACAGGAUGCCGGCCUCCCCGGGGCGGGAAGCUGUUCAGGACAGAGAUCCAAGCCAGGACGGUGACAGAGUGACCUGCCUGCACAUGGGCACGUAAUAAUCAGCACAAGCUGCCCUGCCACAGAGACACGAGUGCUGGGCAUGAGGAGGUGUGAGCAGGGCAAGCCUUUACCAAUAAAGUCUGUAAAAUCACCACAGUCCCUUUACACUGGAGAAACCUCUCUGGAAAAACACAGGAACGUUCUUCCUCUGUCUUUUUCUUUUUUUUCAGCAAGAUGAGUUAUUUCCGUCUCCGUCUGAGUGCCUGAUUAGGCCUAUUAGUCCAGUCCUGGCUUGGUGUAGCUUCAGUCUGAGGAUUUCCAGACAAUAACUGCUCACUUAACUGGGAAGAGGAGUGGAGUCGCGGCUUCCACACAAAGACAGGAUAACAAAGUUAAAGGAAAUGUCUUCCUUCAAAAUAACUGUGACAUUCAAAUGUGCAGCGAACGAGGAUCGCGGUGGUGUGACAGGGUCCUGGAAUACGUAUUUUUUUGCACCAUAGAUUUACCUUGGGAUACAAUUUGAAUGAGUUCUGGUUGGGAUAAGUGAGUAUGAUUUCUGUGUUUUGAGAAUGAUACGUGAGACAAAUCAUCAAACCAAAUCCAAGAUUUAAACGAGCAAGAAGAAAAUGGAUGGACCUCAACCUCAGGGUAUGAAGAGAAUUCUAAUGUAGCACAGAUGUACUGGGUACUGCUGAUCCUACCCUCAACCGUCCUUCCUGAUAGGCUCCAAACCAGAGACCAAUGGGAUUUUAGCUGAACAAAAGGGUCCCUUCAUACAUGUGAAACCCUUUAACAGAGAAUUAGGCAACUAUAGUUGACCGAAUCCCUAAACCAGCUUGUAGCAUCACAGAAACAACAUUCUCAGAAGAAACAAUAGACACCACCUGUAUGAUUAGUUUUAGCUUUAAUUUAUUUUUUACCUAAGAUGAUUGUAAAAACAAAAUUGUGUUUAACUUUUCAUACUGUUCCUUGUUGUGUGUUUGCAGGUGUUGUGUGUAUUUCUGUGCUUCAAAGAGGAAAAAGAAAAAAAAAAAAGCAUUUUUUGAUUCAGGGUGCCUCCGGUUCGCAGUAGCACUUUACCGUCUCUGCCGUUCUGCUCUUCUUUUCAGUCACAAAGGGCUCAACGCACAACAGGCCUACUGAUCACACACACAAAAUGUAUGAAUAAAUAAAAAUAGUUCAGGAUAUUUAAUAGCAGGCACCAGAAAGCAGGGCAGGAAACAGUGAAAAGCCUCAGCACAGGAUGGACCAAUAGGAGGCCCUCUAGUGGUGAAAGUUGGAAAUGUCAUGCCAGAAGUUUUUAGAUAAAUCUGCUUUCACAAGUGAAUAGCAAGAGUCUUGAGAAAUGGCACGUAACAAUAUAUAUUGCGAUAAAUCCCAUCAGAGACAAAAUCUUACAACUUAUUAACCCUUAACUGUCUGCUGAACCAAAUGGCAGAGCACAUUUAGAAAACAUGCUUUCAAAAAUAUGUGUGUAUUACCCCCCAAGGUACGGAGCCCCUAAAGGGACAUUAAAGAAAAAAAUAUUAAAGCAAAAAAAAAAAAAAAAUCCCAAAAAUUGAAGUAAACCACUUACUAUCUGGUGAGCACAGCUUUGUAACUUGUACAUUUUGUUUUUAAAAAAAAUUGUCAGAGUUCUAUACCCUUCAAAUGUUAAAAUUUAAUUGUAAUUAUCUCAUUGUACUCUGUAACAAUAACAACGAGGCUAAUAAUGAGUCAGCAUGUAGCAAAAGCUGAGAUCUUGUUGUUUUCAUGCCGUGUAAAGCUGCUGAAAGAAGUUCAGUUUGCUGUGUUACAGACUACCGGUGAAAAUUUUAGUGGAAAACAAAAAUUAAGAAACGAUGUGUUUGCUUAUAAGUAAGUAUCGUCUUGCCCGCAUUUUAAAAUGAUGCAAUGAAGUAUCGCGAUAUUUCAUUGAAUCAGUAUUUUCCUACACCCCAAUUCACAAAAUUUCUGACUCAUUUUGUCAAAUUCAAAUUUAAAAAAUAUUUUAUAUUUGAUGGCACAAAGAAAUAGGGUAGAUUUUGACUAUAUAGUUAAAUUCUGUGCUCUCAUGUGAAAAUAGCCCUUUAUGGUUCAACUUUACUUUAAUCAAGAGAUCUUGAGAGUUCAACAGGAGUCCCGUCGGAUCUUUUAUGCCAAACUUUUCAUUCAAUUAGGCAAAAUCCUGAAGGAAAAAAUGAUGGCACCCACCAGUUUAAAAAAAAAAAUCUCUUUCCUUGAAUUGCCCCGUGAUAAGAGAACAGAGGUCUGUUGUCCUGCCCUGCUGACAGGUUCUGCUGCAGAGCUCAGCUUCGUGGAAACUAAACUGUAUCCCGUCAGGUUACAGGUCGUUCUUAAUCCUUCAUUUUUGGAUAAAAAUAUAUACCACAGGUGUUCACACACACCUGCCAGCCUACAUUACUGUACAUUUUUACACUAAAGAUUUUAAACUGAUGAUUGUGUCAUUAAUUUUACAGUGUUAGUUUUUACCAAAUGAGACAUGUUAACAGUAUUUUAAAGCUGACAUUUUCUUAGAUUUUUUGUGCAGUUUAGGUUCUUUAGCCCUUUUGCUAAUCAGAUAGCUGAGACUUAAGAAUGUGUGUUUCAUGAUUUCGAUGUCUGUCUGUACACGAGUCCAGAGUUGUGUUCGUCACCAUCUCUGAGUAGAAAUUCAAUGAAGUAUGUAAGCACUACAGAAGAUACGAUGCACUUCCUGGUUAGGCAGUAGUAGAGGAACACUAGUCGAGCAGUAUUUCAUUAACUAGAGAGCUUUAUUGAUCAGCCUUACUGUACAGGUGAUAGGAGAGGCUGUGCCUUGUGUUGAGGGACCAUGUGCUCAUCCACAGAUGCUGAUCCUCAGACUGUUUGACUCCAUUUUCCUUUGAUAAAACCUCUGGGGUUUAGAUACGUUUGUUUUUUUAUUUAUGUUUUUAAAUCUUUAAACCUUUUUAUUCCAUAUUCUGGUCAUUUUCUGCCAUAAAAGGAGCUGUAAGAUGUAUCCGUCAGCAUCAUCGCAGAGAAACAUCUUCAUUCGACGGAGCUUUACACUUUGUCUCACUGUGAAAUGUUUUCUGGGGUGCUGUAAUUUUCCACUAAGCUUCCACUGGUGAUCGAUGCCACAGACGUCAGGUUAAACAUUACCUGGCUUUUAUUUUGAAGGAUUGAGAUCAGGUUUCAAAAAUCAAGGAAAGGAAAUGUAGAAAUUUUCCACAAGAACUCAUUUCCGAAUAGUAAACUUAAUUUAGUCUUUAAGUGUGACUUAAAUGAAAACAGUUGGGACAUUUUUUAAAGAUCAUUUUCAUACUGAAGUUCUUCUGCUAGAUGGGAGAAUGAAAUAACAGUCUGAGGAAUUAUGCCAGCAUUCGGAGUUCAGCAUCAUGGCCCGUCACAGGGACAUAACAGUGCCACAUAGUGUUCAAUGUGAUAACAAGCAGGAGAAUCCCUGUUUUUUUUUUUGUUUUUUCGUGUCAAUACUGCCUUUAUUACUGUUCACGCUGUCCUGUUUUCUCAAAUUCUGUGUCGUGCAAACGUAUAAAAAGAUAUUUAUUCUUCAAACGUGUCCGUCCAGACAAAGUACUGUAACAUAGGACAUUUGAUUUUAUGUUCUGGAGCCUAAAAAUCAAGUACUUUACAAGUAUGUAUACAAGUAUGUCACUCCAAUGUUUUUGUCAAAGAAAGUAUAUUUUUGUUUCACAUUUUAAGCCAAAAGUCUCUGGAGUUCAGGGUGUUUUAAAGGGGAAUUGCCAAUAAAUUAUAUAAUGGA